Moneuplotes crassus is the source of this 1729-nucleotide messenger RNA. The record is from the annotation of a GenBank genome assembly. Lineage: Eukaryota; Ciliophora; Spirotrichea; Euplotida; Euplotidae.
UCAAUGAAACCAAAAAUCAAAACGAGGUUAUCUAAAUUUAAAGACAGUAUCGGCUGAAAUUCAGCCUUAGUAAACAGGAAGAAGAGAAAUCAUGUUUUUUCUCAGAAGAAAGUACCGAUGUGGAAGAAAUCUCUUGAGAAAAGGCAGAGUAUCUCUCCUUCGAAGUCAUUCCGUGUCGAUCCAAAUAUAGAAGAGGUGUUGAAGGGGCUUCAUAACCAGAGUUAUGCAUUGCCGCAGCUAGAAAGGUCUAGGAGAAGUGUUGGAUUUACAGAAGGAAUGAAUUUUUCUCUUAACAGGAGAGCCAUUCAAGGCAAGCUGAGUAUCUCAGUCCUCGGAAAAGUUGGCACUCCAAAGAAAAGCCAAAGCAGCUGUGGCAGCCGUAAAAGGAAAAGCAAUAGUUCUAAAAUCUCUAAGAAGGCCAAAGCAAACAAGCAGGUAUUUGGAAAUAUUAAAGAUGGAGUAAAGUUCUGGAACAGAGACAUCCCUCACAAACCUAAAAUUCCCAACAAGACCAUGGACCUCCAAGAUAAACAAAAGAGACUCAGAGAUCUACAAAAGAUGAUAAUUGAUCAUAAGUAAACACCAAAGUCGUAGAGAAGAGGAUGAACGGAAGCUCAAUUUCAUCAAGCAUAUUAAUAAGAAAUACAAGGAUUAUAAAUACAUCUGUUUCAACAAAAACGAAAUCAAAACACUUGAUCUAGAACAUCUUAUUAAAAGGCUGGUGGUCAAGACUAUAUCUGCCAAAGCAUAUGCUGCUUCCGUAAAGAUCCAGAAGGUCUUCAGAGGCUGGAAAGUUAGAAAAAUGUACCUUCAAGUACAAGAAAUCAGAAAUAAUGCCGCUAAAUAAACUUCAGAAAGCAUUUAAGAGAUACAGACUAUUCACAUUAAUCCCUAAAGCUCUGAAAUGUCACAAGAAUAACAAAAUAAUGAUGAUUCAGAGGAUCAUGAGAGGCUAUAAGGUCUACAGCAAAAUAAACAAGAUCAUCAGAGAGAAGCACAUGAAGGAAGCAUUUGAAUACUUUGAUGCACUCAGAAGAGUAGUCAUUCAAGAUGCCUCAGCUGUAAUCAUCAGAUCUUUCAGAGAAUACAAGAAGAGGAAAUAAUUUCAACGAAAGGAUAGAAGAAUUCCGAAGAAAAAGAAAGAGCGAGGAGAAGUCUAAGAAUAAACUUCGAUACAAAAAGCAAUAUCCGACUUCGAAUUUCAACCUCUAAACAUGCAAGAUGAAAGAGUCUCUCCUCCAAAGUCCCAUGAGAGUCAAGCUAAUAUCCAGGAUGCUCUGGGUUUCAAAAAAACGAGUGAUGCUAAUGAAAACUUGAGUACAUUCGCUAAGGAAAAGAAUUUAAACUCAAGAGCAAGGAAGAAAGAAUCAUCAAAAGCUAUCCAAGGCUAUCCAAUGCCAAGUUUGAGUCAUUCUAGUCAUUUGAAGAAGAGGGUGCUUACAGUUGAGCAGAAGACUCCCAAUUUAAAAAAUCCUUUACUUAGUGGUAGUAACUUCUUCGCUAAUGCAUCGAAAGAUUAUGAUGAUGAAAUGGACAAAAACGAAUUAGGACUAGACAUAAACCUUAUUGAAGCAACUAGUUAUAAACCUUUUGACAGGAACGGAAAUGAUGACUCCCCAUCAAUGAUAUUUAGCCCAGAAUCAUCGAAGAAUUUGAUUAAUCCCAUGAAAAUGGAGUCAAUCAAAGAAAGUGCUAAUGAUCUUUAGUUGCUAAAUCAAUAUAUUUCAAA